UCCAUCUUAUGGUUCACUCCCCAAAUGGCUACAGCCAACACAUAUGGGCCAAGCAGAAGCCAGGAACCAGGAACUCCAUCCUGGUCUCCCACAUGGGUAGCAGGGGCCCACGUACCUGGACCAUCAUCCACUGUCUUACCAGGUGCAUUAGUAGGAAGCUGGAUCAGAAGCAGAGUAGCUGGGUUUUGAACUGGCUCUUCAAUAUGGAGUGCCACAAUUCCUGCCCCCAAUUUUUAAACAAAAUACCUGCCUUCCACAUCUUCACUUCAACAUCCCUUCAUCAGCAACUAUGGCAGGUUUGCUGCAGCAUUUGAUGGCUUGUCGUUAUUUAAUUCAUCAUUUAAGUUUGCUUUGCCCCUGACCCCAGCAGUCUCUUCCCCAUCAGCCCAGGCUUGACUGCCGGAUGUUUCAUUUUGCAGGAGCAGAUAAUCUACGGAUAAAGGUCACCCCCACCCCAGAGUCAUUUCCACACGGAAAAUGGUUACCGAUUUCACCCACAUGGCCUUUCUCAGAAGCCGAGUCUUCUCCAGCAGUGGACAGAAUGAAGAACGUGCAGGGCCCGUCCCCUCACAACACGAGCCUGCUGCAGCCGGCCUGGACACCUGCGCCCAGGCCGCCCCGCAGAACCAGGGCUCACGUGGACUUCUCCUCUUCCCUUUACCAAGGAAGUGGACAUAGCGCCUCCCUUGAACCUUCAAAGGAUUCCACUGAGUCUCUGGUGCAACCGAGGCCUCGAGGGGGAAGAGAAGCGGCUGACGUGUCAGGUUUGCCUCGCACCAGCAUGCCCCCCACAUUGUCCAGGGUCCUGCUGGUGGCCUCGAGUACCAGCCUCCCGACCCGGCCAGCAUGGGCGGGGACUCCCUCCCUUUCUGCUCAUCCCCUGAGGGCAGACGUUCACUCACCUCCCCCUCCCCCUUCAUCAUCCCCAUUGGACCCCGACUCACCUCCUCCCAUCUCCUUUUCUAAGCAACCUGAAGAGCAGUCCACCCAAAUGCCGCCGUUCCCCCGAACAGCUCCUGCCGACUCCCCUGUAAGUCAGAGCGUAGCUAAUCCCCUAAACCUGUUUUCUGAUGAGGUGAACCAGAAUCCAUCCCCAAAGACCCAGGAUUUCAAAGGCAUCCCUCAUGUAGGCUCUUCUGGAUUUUCAACAAAAGAGUAUUUGGAGCUGUCCCCAGCAGAGGGCCCCCCCUCUGCAGGCUCUCCCAUACCCCUGGCACCUGAAAGUCCUCCUCGGCUUUCACAUGGAACCCCCUCCAGGUCUGUGUGGGAAGUGGCUCCAAGUCCUGUGUCCACCCAGCCCAUCAGUGCCGAGGUGGCCGAGGUGGCCGAGAGAGGGCACCACGGGGUGCCUUUGCCAACACUCAAGAACACAGCAGCAGCAACCCGUGAGGCUGAGCCUUCAUUUUUCCAGACUGCAGAAGCAGUGGCCGUUGACAUGACUGGCAGCAGAGAGCUGGCCCCUGCAAGUGCAGAGGAGGGCUCUGCUAACCUGCCGAGGCUGUCGGCAACUCCAGAGAGAUCUCUCACGUCUUCCUCUCCAGUGCCUUCUGUGCCUUUCACCCCACCGGGGCAAGGGCGAGCUGCCCUUUCUGGGGCAGUUUCGGCAUCGAGUGGGACCAAGCAUCGUGCCCCUCCACCUCCUGUGCCUGAGAUGCCCACUCCUCAAGAGGACAAGGAUGGAUCCCCUUCUGCCGUGGCCACAGACGUCCUCCGCUCCAGCCGGCUUCCUAAUCGGCUCUCCGGGACUUGGGCUGUUCCCCUGCAGAAGCAGCACAGCAUGGCAGGCCUGUUCAGGGAGAGCAAACAGACAAGCGUGACGCUUCCUUUCCAGGCCCUUCCAAGUACAGAGGUUCCGAGUCUCCUCGCCAUAACUGGAUUCACCUCCGACUUCAACCCUGAUCGGAUUUCGUCUCCCGUCCUGACCACACCAAGAGCAAGCCUCUUUCCUUCAGCAUCACCUCCAGCUUCCACACACUCCACGCACACCUACCAGCCAGAGGCCUCGUCGCCUGGCUUUCCCCAUGCCCAGCCGGAGACUUAUGCACCUGCUGUGGCCCAUUCUGAGUUGCCAGCUUCAGCUCCCAAGCAGGUGACAGCAUUUUCCUCCUCCACCGACACCUAUGGUUUUUCAACAAUGGGAGACCGGGAAAAGCCAGCAGUCACAGAUGUCUUGUGGAAUCCUCUUUCAGCAGGAACCGGAUCCCUUUCCAAAGCACCAGAGUUGCCUGGCUUGCACCAGCAAACAAAUUAUGAUUUAAGUGGACACACAAUUAACUCUCCAAGUUGGGAAAGUCAUCCUGUUUCAACUAAUUCUCCCAGCGGUUCCACCAUAGCUAUCACUGCAAGAAGAUUUCAGCAUUUCAAAGAUAUUGCUGGGCAUUGGGUGACCACAGAAGGCCCUACCAUUCUGGACCUAGUCUUUGGUUCCAGUCUCAACCAGCUCAAGUCAGAUGUGACCAUGGUUGGAAGCAAUACAGAUAUCUGGCCCACAAACAGUAACAGCCAUUCUAGAAACUUCCAAGUAGCUGAGAUUGAGUAUUACCCAGUCUCAUGGCAACAAUCCGGGUCUCAUUCCCGUCUACAGCUGCCUGCCCAGCCAACACAUUCCUUUUUUCAGCCCUCUCCAAGUCUGACUUCAACAGCCACCUUGCAGGAAAUAUUUUCAGAUGGGACAGAUACAGGUUCCCAGAUUCCCAUCUCUCCGUCACCUGUGAUAAAUGCUUCCACAUCAUCAUUCCAGAGUGUCCUGAGAUAUCACUCAGCAGCUGACUCUCCUCCUCUGUCGACCAGUGCCUUUUCCAGGACCCCCUUCAAAGUGCCACGGGCUUCUCAGCACCCCAAGAAAUGGACAGUGGACUUCUCAGUAUCAUCCAACGUAGAACCAACAACAGCAGCAACCACAUUGUUUCUGAGAAAAUCAAGUACACAGGCCAUGUCUGCAGCCCUGGUUGCCAGGGGCACCAGCAGCAGUGGAUUAGCCAAGAGUAGUUUGACCACUGUGCCAGCUAAAAAUAUCACAAACAAGGCAGCAUCUGGCCCAAAGGUGGUGCCAGGGGCAGUCCAUACAGCCUUCCCGUUCACACCAACCUACAUGAUGUCAAGAACAGCACACACUGUGAGCACACAGCCAGCCAUGCAAGGGAACCCUGGCACUGCCUCUGGCCUGUUGUCCACAACACACCUUCCCAGGAAAUCACAAGCCAUGCAUACCGGCCUCCCAAACCCUGCCAACCCAGAGGUGCCCAGAGUGUCCACCCCACGGCCCCUGACGGUCACGGCAGCAUUGGCAUCUGGUACAGCACCAGUAAAGGCUACUCGGUGGCCAUCUUCGCCAUCAGAAAACACUGAUGCUGCUCUUCCUGCGGUGUCGACUGCGGUGGUCACCAUCGGCAAGAUGGCAUCCAAUCUGGAGUGCCAGAUGUCCAGGAAGCUCCUGGUGAAGACAGUUCUCUUUGUGAUGCCGAGGAGAGCACAGACCAGCGAGUCCUUGAAGCUCACCGUGGCAAAGGGGCUCACGCAGGCCUUGCGGAAGGCUUUCCGCCAGAGUGACGUGGUCGCCCAUGUGGACAUUCUGGAACAUUCUCACAAUGUCACAGUUGGCUAUUAUGCUACCAAAGGGAGAUUAGUGUACUUGCCUGCGGUAGUGAUGGACAUGCUGGGCGUUUACGGAGUCAGCAAUGUCACUGCAGACCUGAAGCAACACACCCAAAACUUGCAGUCCGUGGCGGUCCUUGCCUCCCCAUGGGUUCCCCAGCCCGCGGGCUACUUCCAGCUGAAAACAGUGCUGCAGUUCGUGAGCCCAUCAGACAACAUACAGUCCUGCAAGUUUGCUCAGACUAUGGAGCAGAGACUGCAGAAGGCCUUCCAGGAUGCUGAGAGGAAAGUCCUGAAUACUAAAAGCAACUUGACGGUGCAGGUCGUGAGCACAUCCAACGCCUCGCAGGCAGUCACCUUGCUGUACGUCGUGGGCAAUCAGAGCACCUUCCUCAAUGGCACCGUGGCCAGCAGCCUCCUUAGCCAGCUCUCAGCUGAGCUGGUGGGAUUCUACCUCACCUACCCGCCACUCACCAUCGCCGAGCCACUGGAAUAUCCCAACCUUGAUAUAUCAGAAACUACCAGAGACUACUGGGUAAUUACAGUGCUGCAGGGCGUGGACAAUUCGCUGGUGGGCCUGCACAACCAGAGCUUCGCCCGGGUCAUGGAGCAGCGCCUGGCCCAGCUGUUCAUGAUGUCCCAGCAACAAGGCCGGCGGUUUAAACGGGCCACCACCCUGGGAAGCUACACUGUGCAGAUGGUCAAGAUGCAGCGUGUGCCAGGACCGAAGACCCCCGCGGAGCUGACCUACUACACACUGUACAACGGGAAGCCUCUGCUGGGGACUGCAGCAGCCAAGAUCCUCAGCACCAUUGACUCCCAAAGGAUGGCCUUGACCCUGCAUCACGCGUCCUCCUCCUGCAAUCGACC
This is a messenger RNA of Oryctolagus cuniculus (rabbit), 4464 nucleotides long. NCBI's taxonomy places the organism in Eukaryota, Metazoa, Chordata, Mammalia, Lagomorpha, Leporidae. The record is from RefSeq and is a predicted model, not a curated record.